Messenger RNA from Botrytis cinerea B05.10, 2158 nucleotides. RefSeq lists its product as hypothetical. The transcript is spliced from 3 exons. Lineage: Eukaryota; Fungi; Ascomycota; Leotiomycetes; Helotiales; Sclerotiniaceae. Gene Ontology annotation, biological process: glycerophospholipid biosynthetic process. The record is from RefSeq and is a predicted model, not a curated record. Gene Ontology annotation, cellular component: mitochondrion. The coding region runs from base 422 to 1891 and encodes 489 amino acids.
GCUUCUUUAAAACUAAAAGAUCCCCCCAUCUAAGUUUGGUUGAUCACCAUCACCUUAUUUUUCAACUUGUUUUCGUCUAUAUUCUUGAUAUAUCUUGUCUUGGAUCAUUCAGUUCUCUGGUCACAUUCAGUUCUCUGGUCACAUUCAACCAUCUAACACUUCAAGGUGUACGAUUAUUGAAUAAGAUUUAAGCGCAUAUUACCAGACAAUCAUAACCUUUCCUGGUCAUACGUUUCAGGCCAGCAUAUCAUAUUAGGCCCACAAAUUCAUUAUUCCUACGCAAAUAAGACAAGCGCGCGCAGUUAAACGCUGUUUUUAAAUCCAAACAAACGGGCGAAGCAUCUUCCGUUACCCGAAAGCCAACUGCUGACUGUUACUGCCAACUUACUCCAAUUUCGUACUACGCUUAUAUCUAUCUAAAAUGGCGCCUUCUUCCACCCUUAAACCUUCUGCAGCUGCCAGACCCAGACCUGGUAUUCGCAGACUUUCAAGUAUGACUACCAACGCAAUGGAAGUUUCAACCGGCGGACCAGUCGUCGUUGUUCCAGAAAGAUCAAUGAGGGAGCCUUUAUCUCGGGCAACUUCAUACCAAGGUGGAAACUUUGCAGCUUCAUUGGAAAAUGCCAGAAACGAACUCAGUGCUAUGAACCUCGAGGAAGAGGAAUCUUCGUCAAGUUCCCCAGACUCACCGGCAACUCCACUCACACCUGCCGAUGUCCCCACCACUGAUUCUUUUGCUUACGCCUUCGAUAUCGAUGGUGUCCUCAUUCGUGGUGGCAAGCCAAUUCCAGAAGCCAUUGAAGCUAUGAGAAUGCUGAAUGGAGAGAAUGAAUAUGGUAUCAGAAUUCCAUACAUAUUUUUGACAAAUGGUGGUGGAAAGACUGAAGCAGAACGAUGUAUUGAUCUUUCAAGGCAACUGGACAUUGAAGUAUCGCCUUCACAAUUCAUUUGCGGUCACACACCUAUGAGAGAAAUGGUUGAAAAAUACGAAACUGUUCUUGUAAUUGGAGGUGAGGGUGAAAAAUGCAGACAGGUCGCUGAAGGUUACGGAUUUCGUGAUGUCAUCACUCCAGGUGAUAUCAUUAAAGACAACGAACAUACCACUCCAUUCCGAAAACUCACUUCCGAAGAAUUGAAGAAUUCACGUGGUGGUCGUGAUUAUGGCAAAACUAAAAUCGAAGCCAUAUUCGUCUUCGCCGAUAGUCGUGAUUGGGCUAGCGACGUUCAAAUUAUGCUCGAUCUUGCCAUGUCCAAAGGAGGAUACAUUGGCACUCUAUCCGAAACUUUCGAUGAAGGGCCACCAAUCUACUUCUCCCACAGCGAUAUUGUCUGGUCAGCUGCUCACGAAAAUGUUCGUCUCGGUAUGGGCGCUUUACGAAAAAUGACCGAAAUGCUUUUCAAAGACCUCACCAAGGGUAAAGAACUUGAAACCAUCGCUUUCGGAAAGCCUCAAAUCGGAACCUUUGAAUUUGCCACCAGGUUGUUACAGCAAUGGCGCAAAGACGAACAUCGCUGCAAUCGUCCUCCCGAGACUGUUUACUUUGUCGGCGAUACUCCAGAAUCUGAUAUCAGAGGUACUAAUCAAUUCAACGAGAAGUCUAAGAAUGAUUGGUACUCGAUAUUAGUACGAACUGGAGUGUACCAAGAGGGAACUGAGCCAGCAUAUAAACCUAGAGUGACCGUGGAUACCGUACUGGAUGCGGUCAAACAUGGAAUCGAAAGGGAAUUCAAGAAGAAGACGAAGGAGAACAACCCAAGAGGAUUACCGCUCAACAGCUUGGGUGGAUUGAGCCUCGAUGGAAAAUCAACGAUUGGAGGCAUACCACCCAAGAUUUUGGAGGUCUCCAGUCAAGGUGUUAGCGAGACAGCUACUCCCGAGACUACUGAUUGAUAAAUUUGCAUUCAUUGCAAUUGAUCUAUACCUACAUUCAUUAUGCAAACAAAAAAAAGUCUUCUUGGGUUAUUUCUCUUGGUGUUAUGAUGGAACUUAAUAUUAUGAUGGAUGGAUAAAUGGGUAUUGGAUUGAUGGAGUCUUGGAUCACUGGGGGAGGGCGUUCAAUGAGAACACAAUAUCCUGAACGCGAUACAUGAAUUUUUCUUGGAGAGUUGCAGCAGAGAAAUAUAUAGAUCAGGGGUUGAUGAAAUAUGGGUAGAGUGA